AUACUUGGAAUCUGAAGAGAGAAAUGGCCAGUGACAGGAUCCAUGCUGCUUUACCUGACCCUCCCAUUCAAAAUGAAGAGGAGAACAAAGAAGACAAGGCUUUUGGGAAUAUCUUUGCUGAGUUAGAGUCUGUGGACUUGCCUCUAGGAACAACCUUAAGGUCAAUUUACGAUGACCAGCCCAACGCCCACAAGCGCUUCAUGGAAAAGCUGGACGCCAGGAUAAGGAACCAUGAUCGUGAGAUUGAGAAGAUGUGCAAUUUCCACCACCAAGGCUUUGUGGACGCCAUCACAGAGCUCCUGAAAGUCCGUGCUGAUGCAGAGAAACUGAUGGGUCAAGUAACGGACACUAAUCGAAGACUACAAGAGGCUGGGAGGGAGGUGACAGCUCAGACAGAGGAGGUGAUUCGCUGUCGGAUUCAGCAGAGGAACAUGGCCACCACUGUGGAGAAGCUCCAGCUCUGUAUACCUGUUUUAGAAAUGUACAGCAAACUAAAAGAGCAGCUGGAGUCCAAAAGAUACUAUGCUGCAUUGAAAACUAUGGAGCAGCUGGAGAAGGUCUUCAUUCCCAGGGUGAGUCAGUACAGGUUCUGUCAGAUCAUGGCUGAAAACCUGCCCAGACUAAGAGAGGAGAUCAAGGAGAUCUCCAUGUCGGACCUUAAAGACUUCCUGGAGAGCAUCAGAAAGCACUCCGACAAGGUUGGAGAGACCGCCAUGAGACAGGCACAGCAGCACAGGACCUUUAACAGUGCAGUAGCCAAACAGGCCAGUAUCGGCCACUACACCAAGCCUGUGUACUCCCUCAACGGACGAACACACACUCACACUCACAACGGCCUGAUGAUAGACGACGACACAGGAGAUGAGGAGGAAGCAGAUGAAGAGAUUCUUACAGCUCAGGACCUUGUGGACUUCUCACCUGUCUACAGGUGUUUACACAUUUACACUGUGCUGGGUGACCGAGAAACAUUUGAGAGCUACUACAGGAAACAAAGGAAAAAACAGGCCAGGCUAGUGCUGCAGCCACAGGCUAACAUGCAUGAAACAGUGGAAGGAUACAGAAGAUACUUCAAUCAGAUCGUAGGGUUCUUUGUUGUAGAGGACCACAUCCUCCAUGCCACGCGGGGGCUGGUGACCAGAGCUUUCACUGAUGAACUGUGGAACAUGGCCCUGUCCAAGAUCAUCGCUGUGCUUCGCACACACUCUUCAUACUGUGAUGACCCAGACCUGGUCUUGGAGCUGAAGAACCUCAUAGUCAUCUUCGCUGACACACUACAGGGUUAUGGUUUCCCAGUGAACCGGCUGUUUGACCUGCUGUUUGAGGUCAGAGACCAAUACAAUGAGACUCUGCUGAAGAAGUGGGCACUGGUUUUCAGGGAGAUCUUUGAAAUGGACAACUACAGUCCCAUCCCAGUGGAGACAGAGGAGGAGUAUAAACUGGUAGUCAGCCGCUUUCCUUUCCACGAUGCUGAGAUAGAGAAGCAGGACUUUCCAAAGAAGUUGCCAAUGUCCCAGUCUGUCCCUCAAAUCUACACACAGGUCAAAGAGUUCAUUUACGCCAGCCUCAAGUUCUCUGAGUCACUACACCGGAGUUCAACAGAGAUUGACGACAUGUUGCGAAAAUCAACCAACCUGCUGCUGACAAGAACACUCAGCAGCUGUCUGCAAAACCUCAUCAAGAAACCUCACAUAGGAUUGACUGAGCUGGUGCAGAUCAUCAUUAACACCACACACCUGGAGCAGGCCUGCAGGUAUCUAGAGGAGUUUAUAACAAACAUUACCAAUGUCUCCCCCGAAACAGUACACACCACAAGACUCUAUGGCCUUUCCACGUUCAAGGAUGCUCGUCAUGCUGCAGAGGGAGAGAUUUAUACCAAACUCAACCAGAAGAUUGAUGAGUUUAUCCAGCUAGCAGACUAUGAAUGGGGUAUGGCUGAGUCGGACGGUCGUGCCUCUGGAUACCUCAUGGACCUUAUCAACUUCCUACGGUCCACUUUCCAGGUCUUCACACACCUCCCGAAUAACAACAAUGACCAUGCGUCGAUGUCGGGUAAAGUGGCUCAGACAGCGUGUAUGUCAGCCUGCAAGCAUCUGUCCACAUCACUGAUGCAGAUGCUGCUGGACACAGAACUCAAACAGAUCAGUAUGGGGGCUAUCCAGCAAUUCAACUUAGAUGUCAUUCAGUGUGAAUUGUUUGCCAGUUCAGAGCCGGUCCCUGGAUUUCAAGGAGACACACUCCAGCUGGCCUUCAUUGACCUAAGACAGCUCCUGGAUCUGUUCAUGGUGUGGGACUGGUCAACUUACCUGGCAGACUAUGGCCAACCAACUUCCAAAUACCUGAGAGUGAACCCAGCCACCGCCCUGGCUCUGCUGGAGAAGAUGAAGGAUACCAGUAAGAAGAACAACAUCUUCUCUCAGUUCAGGAAGAACGAUAGAGACAAACAGAAACUGAUAGAGACUGUGGUCAAACAGCUAAGGAGCCUGGUUAAUGGCAUGUCCUCCUAAACAUACACACACACACACACACACACACACACACACACACACACACACACACAGGAGCAACAUGCGUGUCACAAAGAGAUGUAAAGAAUGGAACAUGCAUGCAGUCAAAUGCACACACUAAACUGCCAACACACUCAACAACACAGAGGAUGGAGAUGAUCGCACAUGUAAUGAAGUGAUAACAAACUACAUGACAAGGAACCACACAGGGAACUCACACACAAACACAAAAAAGGGACAGACAGCUUACAUACACACAACAUCACAUGAAAGCACAGCAAUACACACACUGUACAAGGCAUGCAGGGAACAGACCCCAACACACACACACACACACACACACAAAGUC
Messenger RNA from Epinephelus moara (kelp grouper), 2853 nucleotides. It is a transcript of the gene exoc6, whose product is annotated as exocyst complex component 6. Gene Ontology annotation, biological process: Golgi to plasma membrane transport; intracellular protein transport; exocytosis. The record is from RefSeq and is a predicted model, not a curated record. NCBI's taxonomy places the organism in Eukaryota, Metazoa, Chordata, Actinopteri, Perciformes, Serranidae. Gene Ontology annotation, cellular component: membrane; exocyst. The transcript has 24 exons. Bases 24 to 2504 code for a protein of 826 amino acids.